Molecule: messenger RNA, 1980 nt
Organism: Lolium perenne
Lineage: Eukaryota; Viridiplantae; Streptophyta; Magnoliopsida; Poales; Poaceae
Source: RefSeq, a predicted model, not a curated record
UGUUAUCGUUGUGGAAAGCCUGGACAUUGUCUGAAUGAUUGCGAGGUAGUUUUAUCUGAUUGUUGUCAGCGUUCUGGUCAUAUUACGACUGAAUGUCCUUUAUUGAAAGCUCCAAGACCUCGAUUGGCCAUGUAUGGUUUAGGUCAUGUUGAUUUGUCUUUUUGGGAGUUACCGCUUUCUGACUCCGUCAAGCCAAGAAUUGAAAACACUAGGCUGGGAAGAGUAACUGUAUCAGGGGGGUCUCUUUCUGUCGAUGAGGUGAUUACUCAGCUACAAUGGUUUGUUCCGGAUGAUCUGUACGAGUGGGAAGUGCAAGAAGUGGAGACCAAUGUCUUAAGGGUGAAUUUUCCAAGCAAGUUAGACUUGGUACGAGUGCAGCGUUUUGGUCGGUACAAUAUUCCAGAUUCAGAUAUCUCUAUAUCUUUUGAUUUUUGGAAAAAAGAAGUAGAACCGGUUUGGGCUCCGGAGGACAUCUGGGUUCGUGUGCACAAGUUACCUCCAUUUGCACUUGAUGAUUUUUUGGCUAUGUGGGCUUUGGGUGACGUUUUUGGAAAGACCAAGGAUAUCGACAUUGUUUUCACUCGCGCAAACAAUGUUCUGCGUAUGUUGAUCACUUGUCUAGAUCCUUCACUUAUACCAGCUACUUGGGACUUAAAGAUCAAAAAUGAUUUUUAUCGUCUUAGAUUUGAGGUGGAGGGGCGGGAGCCUAAUAUCUCGCCGGAUAUAACCAUGACUGCUGCAUCAGGGGAGGAUGAGGACCCAAAUGGAAAUGGCUCUGGACAGUUUGAGGAUAAGGUAGCGGAUCGAGAUAUUAAGAGGUCCAAGGGUGACUCUAACAAAGAGACACAGAAUGAUAUCAACACAAAAUCUGCUCAGUCCAAGGGUAAUUCAAAUAAUCUCGCUAAUACACCUGUACAAUUUGGUUCACUUGAUGUCACAAAACUCAAGAAUGAUUGGUCAGAUGGGUGUGUUCUGAAUACGGCAGAAAAGGGUUUGUAUGAGGCAAGUGGACAGCAAAUGCCUGCUGUGCACUUUCCGAAGGAUUUAGGUACUGUACAGGGUUUAUCUGCUGAUGUUGAUGUUGCUACUUCCCAUUUGAUCAUGGAUGUGGCAACAGAUAAAAUACAUUUAGCUGAUACUGUUGAUGACAUAAAGAAUUUGAAGACUUCAAAAUUGGAUGAUACUGGGGCAAGUGUGGUCGCCAAAUCAUCUGACUUUGUGAGGGAGCAGCAUUUGACCGCUGUACCUCUGUCUAUUUCUCGGAAUUUUGGAGAUGAAUCAAAUGCGGUGGGGGAGAAUUCACGUCGGGAAAUCGCUAAUGGUGUACGUCCGGUUGUGCAUGUGGCGCAUGAUCCAAGGCAGGCGGGCCGGUGUUCUCAGGCAGCGAGCGAUGGCUCGCCAAAGCCGGCAAGCGAAUGUGAACGGUGGCGAAACGCAGCGUGUGUGUCGUCCGCGAACAGCCCAGGGACCGGGAUGCUUGACCAGCAAAUCAGCCCGAGGUCUUUGAUGCAUGCCGAACCCAACUUGCAUGGCAAUGGGUGUGCGCCUCGAGCCUCUGUUUUGGGAGAGGCAAAAAAAUUCUCUCGUGAGGAGAUAAUUGCAUUUGGAGGGAUUUCAGAGGAAAGCAUUCGGGGGACUUGAUCUAGUGCAAGAAUCGGAGCUCAACCCAAUGUAGAUGAUACUCAAAUGCAACGGGCUAUGGACUCGGCGCAGCGAAAGUCUAUGUACAAUUUUCCUGGUUAUUCUUCGUGCGGCGCAUUGGAUACAGCUAUGGGCAUAUCUACUUCCGGAGGAGCAGCGGGAUACUAUGGCUACUGGAUGCAACCAUCUAUUGACGGUCACACGGGAUUGUUAUUUCCAGGCUACUGGAUGGCGGCAUAUUAGAAGAAUUGAAGAUGGAUAGUCUUUGUAUUAUUUUCAUCUUUGUUUGGCUGGUCCUUAUCGUGACCUUGGAUACUGCAUGAUUGUAAUAAGUAUACA